GUCGGAUAAUUUGUCUGCUCCGGCUUAACCUCUUUAAUGAAGAGGUUAAGUUAGGUAUUCUUUUUAGGCAUUUAUUUAUAAAUUUGGAGAUAUAUUGUUGUGUGAAUACAUUUAAUGAGAUAAAUACACUUAAUUUCCGCGCAGGAUAAAUAGUGUAGUACUGUCUGUCAUGUAAUAAUUAUUAAUUUAAUUUUGUCAUUAGAUUCUGCAAUCUUUCCAUGAUUACCUAUUUCUGAGUGAAGGUGGUAUAACAUUUUCGUUUCUAUAAUUUGUUUGUAUUAUAUCAUAUCGCAAACAUGUUGCCCAUCUGCAUCCUGCCAAAAUACACUAUCAGACCAUCGAGCAUAGUGUUAUCCCAAUGGAUUAAUGUUACUAUGAGAUCGUGUAGUUCAUCGUCAUCAUCAGACUCGUCAUCAUCCGACUCUGAUUCCGACAAUGAAAAAGCAAAACCAAAGCGCAUGUAUGUUAAAAGUACGGAUUAUGCGACAUCAAAUGAUGGCAAGAAUCUGGGGAGUUUUUUGGAUACUAUGAUACAAAAAAAGACAUCUGAAAAUCAGUUAAAAGGAUCAUUAUCUGAAAAGAUUGCUUCAAAGAAAACGGAUCAAAAGACUACAGAAUCGAUAGAAGGAGCCACCAAUUUGAUGGACUAUGUAAACAACAUGAUGGCAGCAAAGAAGUUAGAGAAAACUAUUGACGUUGCUAUGCCUAAGAAGAAAAAAUCCAAAGACACAUCAAGAUACAAUCAUUUAUCCUAUGAAAAAAAAUUAACAAAAGCAGCGGAGGAUGUAGCUGAUACAAUUGGAGGAGAUAAAACGAAGACUACAUCCGAAUUGCUUGAGAAAGUUCUUGCGUCCAGGAUAGAAGUAUUAAAACAAGAACAAUCAAGCAUUAAGCAAAAGCUACAGGAAAUCAGCCAAUCGGCAGAAAAUAAAAACGAAGAAAGUUAUGCAACACAGAAAUCUGUAAUACAUGAUCUGCUCAAGGAAUACAGGAAACAAUCGGUUGAAGGUAGAAAACAGAAGAAAGAAUCAUUACAAUUUAAAGCGCCCUCUAAAACAUCCGCACAGCAAACUACUUAUGUAGAAAAAUCUCGCAGGCAACAUAUCGAUCUAUGGAAUGGAAAACCCAGUGGCAUUUUCGACACUAUGGGAUCCGCAUCGCCAGACACACCGGAGCUGAAAACGUGGACGGCAUUACACCAAAGAGAGUUAAAAAUGCUAACGGUUUAUCCGCCCGCCAACAUCUUUCAAGAAAUGAUUCUUUGGACAGAACAAGGAAAAUUAUGGAAAUUUCCUAUCGACAAUGAACAAGGAAUGGAAGAAGAGCAUAAUGUCCAUUUCUCAGAACACGUUUUUCUGGAACGUCAUCUGAAAGGCUGGUGUCCCAAGUCGGGACCGAUACGUCAUUUCAUGGAGUUAGUGUGCAAUGGACUCUCGAAAAAUCCGUAUAUGACGGUUCAAGAGAAAUUCAAUCACAUCAUGUGGUACAGAGAGUACUUUGAAUCGAAACAAGACCUACUGCGAGAGAUAGGGGCUAUUCAGGAACCAUUCCCUGAUAAAGCAAAAGAGAUUCAAGAAAGCAUCAUGCCAAAGAAUAAGGGAAAGGGAGGUAAAAAUAGAAGAAGAGGAAAGAAUGAGAACGAAACUGAGAAGAGAGAGUUGGUGUUCAAGGAAGAUGGACAAGAAUACGCUCAAGUGACAAAAAUGCUGGGCAAUGGUAGAUUGGAGGCCAUGUGUUUCGACGGAGUUAAACGAUUGUGUCACAUCCGAGGGAAACUUCGAAAGAAAGUAUGGAUUAAUCAGGGAGACAUUAUAUUAAUCGGAUUGCGGGAUUAUCAAGACGCCAAGGCAGAUGUUAUAUUGAAGUACACAUCCGACGAAGCGCGCAAUCUAAAAACUUAUGGAGAAUUCCCAGAGACUGUACGUAUCAACGACACAGUUACCUUCGUGGAAGAUGGAUUUGAUGAAGACAUUGAAUUCGGUGAUGAGAUCAGUGAUGAUGAUGAAGAUGAUGUCGAUAAUAUCUGAUGAUCUGCAAUGUAAUAAAGCAAAAAAAAAACAGAAAAGUACAUCACGAGAAUGCAUGGGGACACUUAUUCAUUUCGCAGAACGCAGUUAUACGAAGUUUCCUCCUAUCAAGAUAGCCCAUCUCGUUGUAUCUAUAAAUAAAUUGUCAAUAUAUGGAUAACACUGUAUUCCAGCCCGAAGUUACAAUUGUUCGCAAGCAACUUGUAAAUUUGAUAACAGAAUGCGAGCUCUCUUUUCCGAUAACAAAAUUACAGAGGUGACAUUUAGGAUGAUAAAUAAAAUUUCACGUUUUACUUUAACUGUAUGCCAGAUUUGCUAGAUCUGUAUCGCUGUACAAAAUCAGUAUAUCGUUGUACAACCGUUUUCCUGUAUAUUUCUUAUUCAUUUACGUUGCAUUACUAUCUGCUAUACUAUAAUAACACGUAUGUAAGCUGUUAUUUAAACAGGAAAUAGAGAUAUCACUAUGUACAUCACACGCGGUGAGUACUUUUUUAUACUACGUGCUAAAACUUCUCUCUAAAAAUAUCUAUCAACAAUUCGAGUAAUGUAAGAAUUAGGUGAGAAUAUUUAGAACUAGAAUUGCAUUGGUAAAUUAAUAAAUUGCUGAAUUAAUAGAGCGAUAAAUUAAAAUCCAAACGCAUGUUUGGCUCUUAGUGGCAGUAAUAUUUCCGUAUUGUAUUGUCACAGUCUGUAUGGGUUAAUGUAGACUAUUAAUGUGGCCCUUCAUUGCGGCAAGUAACGUGUGUUAGGUAUGAUUCUCACGACAUACGUUUUGUUAUCAGUGCAAUUAUUCAGUGUAUGUUUCUCUAGUAUUGAAGGGGAAUUGUAGUGCGCCACAUUGCGACAAUUAAUAUCAAUAACAACGAAAAUAUACUAAUUAUUCCAUCAUUUUUGUAUUAAUCUAAAGGAAUUUGGGAAAUAAUAUUGAUUAUAAUUAAUUAAAUACAAUUAAAUGAAACGAUACAAAAUUGUGAACUUGAUUUUUUUUUAUGUUGAAUAAAAUUGCGUGUAUUUAACAAAUUAAAAA
Molecule: messenger RNA, 3054 nt
Organism: Ooceraea biroi (clonal raider ant)
Lineage: Eukaryota; Metazoa; Arthropoda; Insecta; Hymenoptera; Formicidae
Gene: eIF1A
Product: eukaryotic translation initiation factor 1A
Biological process (GO): translational initiation
Cellular component (GO): mitochondrial small ribosomal subunit
Molecular function (GO): RNA binding; translation initiation factor activity; structural constituent of ribosome
Source: RefSeq, a predicted model, not a curated record